GUACACACUACCCUCCCCAGACCCCACUUUGUGGGAUUUUACUGGGUUGUUGUUGUUGUUGAACACUAGAUUAUGGAGGCGCUUCAAGGGAAAGAUCUUCAUUGGUACACCCGCGAUAAGAAAUCCCAGGAAAAGGAUAUGGAGGCUGCAAAAGAAGAAAUACGGAGGAUUAAAGAAGAGGAGGAGCAGGCAAUGAGGGAGGCACUGGGCUUAGCUCCUAAGCGUGCCACACGUCCUCAAGGUACUCGGCUAGAUAAACAUGAGUUUUCUGAACUUGUGAAGAGAGGUUCAACUGCAGAAGACUUGGGAGCAGGCCAUUCUGAAGCAGCUCGGGUAGAUGGUCUUGGUUUCUCAAAAUUGCCCAAACCUUGGGAACAGCCAAGUUCACCAUCGGCUUUUCCAUCUGAUCCGAUAAAUGAGCCUGUAGAAAAGAUUAAUGUGAGUGUAACUGUUGCUGCACCCCUACAGAAUGAAGAAGAGUCAGAGGAUGAAAGGAGCCAAAAGAAGAGGAGGCGAGAAGAGAAGAGAUGGGAAAAAGAUGAAUCGAGAGAGAAGCGAUACUUGCAGGAUACAGAUGAUAAGAGGAAACAGUCCCGCGAUUCAGAUGACAGGAGGAAACGUUCCCGCGAUUCAGACGAUAAGAGGAAGCAUACCCGUGAUUCAGAUGACAGGAGGAAACACAAGAAAGACAAGGAGAAGAGAAGAAGACAUGAUUCGGAUUCGGAUUAACUUGAAUAAUCCUUGUACUUAUUGUGUGCUACGACCAUUUACUUUUAACAAUUACGUUCUGGAUAUUUGUGUUGGAUACAAUUAAGUACCUUUUUUUUACUGCGUACAUCUCACGAAAAAGAAUGAAGCUAUUUAGUUUCUAGCGGUGACGCAAAAUGUACCAUAGAGAACUCUUUUGCCUGCUUUCUUCUACAAACAGGGGUAUAUUUCAGUA
Molecule: messenger RNA, 943 nt
Organism: Nicotiana tabacum (common tobacco)
Lineage: Eukaryota; Viridiplantae; Streptophyta; Magnoliopsida; Solanales; Solanaceae
Source: RefSeq, a predicted model, not a curated record